Pygocentrus nattereri (red-bellied piranha) is the source of this 963-nucleotide messenger RNA. RefSeq names its product COMM domain containing 5 (gene commd5). The transcript is spliced from 7 exons. The coding region runs from base 198 to 857 and encodes 219 amino acids. NCBI's taxonomy places the organism in Eukaryota, Metazoa, Chordata, Actinopteri, Characiformes, Serrasalmidae. Gene Ontology annotation, cellular component: nucleus. The record is from RefSeq and is a predicted model, not a curated record.
GAACACAAUCAAAACAUCACCGCUUCAGCAAAUUCUCCUUGAGCCUUCAUUAAAAUGAAGCUGGUACAGAAGCACGAGUUAGAUAGUUAAUAGUUCUACAAGCUCUCGUCUACAGAAUCGUUUCUGUUUGAAGUGACAGCAGGUGUUAGUUGUGUUUCUCUGCGGAACCGUAGCUUAGGUUAGGUUAGUUGGUCCAGAUGAGCUCUACACAUAUAAAGACUACCGGCAGCACGAUGGCGGAUAAUGUCGGGUUUUUAGCUGGAAGGAUUCCCGCAGAAAUCGAAGUCAUGUACAAGGAUUUGAAAGAUUUAGAUAAAGAACUUUUCAGGAAAAUCCUUAAAGUUGUGGUAAACGCAGUCGAGGGCAAAGACUGCAGUGGAGCUAUGGUAGAGAUCGCACAGAGCAGUCCCCUUUCAGACGAAAAGUUCAGCCGUAUUGUUUCAGGCAUGUAUGCGCUUCUCAAAGAAGCCUUGCGUCUGCCAUCGUCUUCAUUAAAACAAGAGGGUUUCAAAGAGGAGCUCCGGGAGCUUAGGAUUUCUGAGGAGUUCAUUGCAGAUUUUGCCAGUGUUGUCUUUGGGAAUAGACGAUCAGCACUAGAUGCUGUUUUCACACAGCAAGGCCCAAGAUUACCAAGUUUAGAGGAAUUCAGAUGGAGAGUGGAUGUUGCCAUUUCAACAAGUUCCUUGGCUCGAGCUCUGCAGCCAUCUGUUCUAAUGCAGUUUAAACUUUCAGAUGGGUAUAGUUGUCGCUUUGAGGUUCCUGUGUCCAAGUUCCAUGAGCUACGAUACAAUGUUGCACUUAUUCUAAAAGAGAUGAAUGACUUGGAGAAGCGAAGUAUUCUUAAGAUUCAAGACUGAUGCAUUCCUUAAACUGCCUUCAGAAUGAGCAUGAUUUUUCAUGUCAAGAAGAAAUCUGUAAAUGAUGACAGUUGGUGCAAUUAAAUAAUUGUUACUUUUAAUUACA